Molecule: messenger RNA, 480 nt
Organism: Cucurbitaria berberidis CBS 394.84
Lineage: Eukaryota; Fungi; Ascomycota; Dothideomycetes; Pleosporales; Cucurbitariaceae
Product: 40S ribosomal protein-like protein S11
Exons: 4
Coding region: 1-480 (159 amino acids)
Biological process (GO): translation
Cellular component (GO): cytosolic small ribosomal subunit; ribosome
Molecular function (GO): structural constituent of ribosome
Source: RefSeq, a predicted model, not a curated record
AUGGCUACCGAGCUCACUGUCCAGUCCGAGCGCGCCUACCAGAAGCAGCCUCACAUCUUCCUGAACCACAAGGUCGGCGGACCGCGCAAGAACACCCGCACCAGGAGAUGGUACAAGGAUGUUGGCCUGGGCUUCCGUACGCCCAAGACUGCCAUUGAGGGUACCUACAUCGACAAGAAGUGCCCGUUCACCGGCAUGGUCUCGAUCCGCGGCCGUAUUCUUACUGGAACCGUCAUGUCCACCAAGAUGCACCGUACUUUGAUCAUCCGUCGUGAAUACCUCCACUUCAUCCCCAAGUACUCCCGUUACGAGAAGCGCCACAAGAACCUCGCUGCGCACGUCUCGCCCGCUUUCCGUGUCGAGCCCGGUGACCAGGUCGUCGUCGGCCAGUGCAGGCCCCUCUCCAAGACUGUCCGCUUCAACGUUCUCCGUGUCCUGCCCCGAAGCGGAAAGGCCGCGAAGCAGUUCUCCAAGUUCUAA